AUGGAUCAAGAUACGCCCCUAAAUACAAGGUCCCUAGUCUUGCAGCUGCUGCUGGAAGACGUGAAAGACAAGAUCGACAAGUUCGAAGCUCAACUGCUGAAGGAUACAAACCAACCAGCCAGCAGGCUAGAAGAACUAGAGCCCGACAGGAGAGUGGCCCUCCAUACAUGGAAGUCCGAAAUCGAAAGACAAAUAGUAAUAUUGAGUGACUUUCAGCUGGCUACAGCUCUGUCGCUAGGAAGGGAGGCAGAAGAGGCCCCGUUGCCUAAGGAAACCAAGACAUUCGCCGAAUUUAUCUCUAGUGCUAUUCAAAAGCUAGGUCACUUGCUCAAGAACAUCAUGCAUUCCAUCAAGGUCCCGAGUCCAGUCGAAGCCUCCCAGCCUGAGACCUGCACGUCCUGCAGAGAAGUCUGCAGCGAAAUCUUCAAAACACAAUGCUCCCACUUUUAUUGCAAGAACUGCUUAAUCCGCACGGUCACGAAAUCCUUACAAGAUGAAUCCUUGUUCCCUCCUCAAUGUUGCCACAAGCCUAUUGAAGGCUCAGGUAUGGAGAAGAUGAUAGGAUUUGCAUUAGUUCAAGAACAAAAGAAGAGGGCAACCGAGCUCAGCGAUCCAGACCGAACCUACUGUUCAGAUUUAACCUGCUCUCGAUAUAUCUCGCCAACCAUAGGAUUUUGGCCAGCUUUUACUUCGAAAACGGUUGGUAUCUGCAAGUGUGGCGUACAAACGUGCAGGAAGUGCAAGAGCAGUGCCCAUAAGGGCAAGUGUCUAUCUCAACUAGACAAGUCAUUGGAGAAAUUGAUGAAGAGACAGAAAUGGCAACGGUGCAAAAAAUGCGGCCAUUUGAUUGAGCUCACCCAGGGCUGUCAUCAUAUCACCAUGAGCAACGUCAGUAUGGGUACAACUUUGUCAAUGGGAUUACAGACAGAAGACGACUUGUCCAAGGUCGAGAAAAAAGAAACCUCUUCCAAUUCCCUCCGUAUCGACAUCCAGCAACUCGGUCAUUCCAUCGAAAAUGCCAUCAAUUUGACUGAUUCCCCAAACUCCGAGAUUUGGCAUGAGUGUGUCUCCUGCCGGGACGACCACCUGCAAGAUGAAAUGAUCAAAACCAAGUGCUCACACUUUUAUUGCAAGGCUUGCUUGGUUCGCCUGUUCAAAAAUGCUUUGCGUGAUGAAUCCUUGUUUCUCCCCCAAUGCUGCAAAAAGCCAAUCGCGGCCUCAGAGAAGAUUCUCGGAUCUACAUUGGUUCAAAAGCACAUGGAGGGGCGAUCGGACUCAACGAUCCAGACCAAACCUACUGUUCUGAUUCAAAGUGCGCUCAAUAUCUCCCACAAAAGCCCACACGGAACCUGUGUGUAUAAGCUUGACGCACUUCUGGAGGAAGUGGCGGAUUCUAAGCAAUGGCAACGAUGCUCUAAUUGCAGUCGUCUGAUUGAGCUCAGCACAGCUUUGACAGUGCAGGUCUCUGGACUCACAUCUGCUAGGUGUUUUUGCAAGUAUGAAUUUUGUUAUUUUUGUGGGAAACAGUGGGAAACAGUGGGAAACAGUGGAAAACGUGCGACUGCAGCUUCGCAGACGAAGAGAAUCUUUAUGAACGAGAUGUCUGAACUAGCCAACUCAAGGAGUGCUUCAGGUUUGCCUUGGAGCGAACCGGAUAAGGUAUGA
Molecule: messenger RNA, 1665 nt
Organism: Penicillium hordei
Lineage: Eukaryota; Fungi; Ascomycota; Eurotiomycetes; Eurotiales; Aspergillaceae
Product: Zinc finger RING/FYVE/PHD-type
Exons: 4
Coding region: 1-1665 (554 amino acids)
Biological process (GO): protein polyubiquitination; ubiquitin-dependent protein catabolic process; positive regulation of proteasomal ubiquitin-dependent protein catabolic process
Cellular component (GO): cytoplasm; ubiquitin ligase complex
Molecular function (GO): ubiquitin protein ligase activity; zinc ion binding; ubiquitin conjugating enzyme binding
Source: RefSeq, a predicted model, not a curated record